Neurospora crassa OR74A is the source of this 5784-nucleotide messenger RNA. RefSeq lists its product as hypothetical. The coding region runs from base 433 to 5784 and encodes 1783 amino acids. The record is from RefSeq and is a predicted model, not a curated record. Gene Ontology annotation, molecular function: sequence-specific DNA binding; protein binding. Gene Ontology annotation, biological process: regulation of ribosomal protein gene transcription by RNA polymerase II. NCBI's taxonomy places the organism in Eukaryota, Fungi, Ascomycota, Sordariomycetes, Sordariales, Sordariaceae. Gene Ontology annotation, cellular component: nucleus. The transcript has 3 exons.
UGAACCAGGAAGGCAAAGAGCAGUCGACACAAGGCUGGACUAUCACAAGGAAGUGGAAGAUUGUACCUACCCAUCUUUCGUCACGUAGAGAGAGAGCGAGAGCGAGGGACGGACGCGCUACGGAUUGCGAAUUGCCGGCGCAUUAGCACAAGGCCCCGUCCAGCAUUGGUACGCGGACCCUUCCCCGUCCAGUCGCAGUUGCAGUCGGCUUGUCCAGCCUGGGUGGGUGUGCUAGCAGCGGUCCCGUCUCCGGCUCCAGUCCCCGUCCCGCCAACAGCAAUCUUUCCCGUCAUUCCAUCUUCCGCCCUGGGCGCAUCUUGAACCCUCCCCGUCACCCAUCGCAUUGCGAACUGGCAGAUUGGCACACCGCGGAGCCGGCCUCGACCAGGGCACCACUACCACUACCUCGCGCUGUAGGCGAAGGAGCUUGUUAUGUCGGAGCAAGCGAUGACUUCGUCCGCACCCUCAGGCGCCGGGAGCGCUCAACCGCAACCGCAACCGCAGAUUGACCAACAACAACAACAACAGCAGCAGCAGCAACAUCAAGAACAGAAACAACAACAACAACAACCACCACCACCACCCCCUCCUCCUCCUGCUUCUCCUCCUCCUCCUCCUCCUCCUCCUCCUCCUCCUCCUCCUCCUCCACCUCCACCACCUCCACCAGAGCCAGAGCCCCAGCCGGCACCCCCUCCACCAGAAACCCCGUCCCAGUCGCAACCGCAGCAGUCAUUACUACAACCACAGCCACAGGUCCUCGAUGCUCCUGCUCACAAGCUCGAUUCAGUUGCCCUCGAAAACGGCAUCAGCUAUACCCUCAACUCGCCCCCACGACCGGCCAUCUCUCCCCUAACCGAUCCAGUUCCCGACCCUCGUACUCGCGAACCUUCCGUACAACCCCUUGAAAGCGAGCUCGAAACGAAUCAUGCCGCCGACCAGCCCAAGACGAAUGGAAUUGCGCACUCCAACCCAACGAACCGACCGAACACAGACCUCAAAGGUGGCAGGGACACCCCGCAGGUCACGAGCGUCGGGGCAACUGCAGGUGCAACAGUAGGAGGAGCAGCAGCAACAACAACCGUACCAGGAAAUUCUACAAAUUCCACCUCGCACUUCUCAGGUCUCGCCAUGGACGGAACUCCAAUAGCUCCCUUCAACACUCAAGCCCCCCCAGCGGUCGACGGUAUGGCCAACAUGGAUUUCCCUUCUUCCACCAUGGAUCUCUUACAGUCCCAGAGUGGCCAUAUUCUCAUGAGCUUCCUCCAGUCGCUCUCUGUAACCACCCAGCAACAACAGCUACAGCAGAUACCUCCCCUCCCGCCAAAUACCGUCCGUCCGUCGCAGGUCUCGCUGGCCCAGAUGCAGCUCGAUCAAGCCAAUGCCACGCAUCUGCCACAUCUAACAGCCCAGGGGGGGAUCCAACCACCCCCCGCCGCCGCCGCCGCUACUGCAGCCGACGCUUCGCUCGAGUCCUUUGCCAGACUGGAAUUCGCCGACGGUGUCUUCCAAAUGACAACCUAUGCCCUCAUCAUCGGUCGUGACCAACGUGCCUGGAGGUUAGCAAAGAAAGAGGAGCGUCGUGCCGAGCAAUACCAGCGACUGAAAGACGAGUACGAAGCUCAGGGUUUAACCCCACCGGCUCCCCCUUCUGAAGACGCUCGCCGAUUUUCAAAGUCAUAUAUUAGUGAGGAGGGCGGCAUGUUGGGUCCCGAGUCGGAUGAUGAGGAAGAUGAGGAGGGACGCCCGUCAGAUAACCGGGCCCCGAAGAAGCGGAAGAUGAACGGCGGUGUUUCUUUACCUGUGGAUUCGUUUGGUGAAGCGGAGAGCAGCUUGAUGUCUGCUGACCAGACCGUUGAUGAUGGAAAGGGUCCUGUGUCAAACAGGCAAUACGUCUCGCAUACCCCAGGAGCCGCGGCUGUUAAUCUCAGCGCUCUCCGACCCUCUCCACACCACACACCUUUCCUGGGCAUUCAUUCUCCAGGUCCCAACAUUGCUGCCAAGACAAAGGCUAUCUCCAGAGAACAUUUGAAGAUUCAGUUCAACUCCCAGGCUGGAGUCUUUGAAGCCAUUCCUCUGCACAAGAACGGAUUCUUCUGUGAAGAUGUUCACUACAGCCACGACAAGGUGGUUCUCAAGAGCGGGGACCGUCUUCAAGUCAAGGAUGUCGAGUUUGUCUUUAUCAUCAACGGCGUAGCUGAAGGCAAGACCGGUGCUGAAGAGUAUGAACCAGAAGAGACACCCGCGAGGAGAUACUCAGAAGGCGGAAAGGAGAUGAGUUUCGAUUUCGAGAGCAUUCACGACGUUGACAGGCGUAGCACCAGUCCUGAAGACAAUGAGGUGCCCAUGUCCGUCGAUCCUGACCGAGACGACAGCCAAAGUGAGCUAUCAGAACCUCCGGACGAAGAUAUUCUUCUGCCCGACGCGCCGGAUCAUGUCAUGGAAACGGUUGAGAAGGAAGAGGCCGAAGAAGAUGACGACGAUGAAGCCCGGUCUCAGUCUCAGUCUGUGAAACCUGAGCCAAGGCCAGAAUUCCCCGACAUGUCCAGCGUACCACUGAUGGACCCGCCCAAGAAACGAGGUCCCGGAAGACCGCCCAAAAACGGCAUCAUGUCCAAGAGGGAAGAGCGACUUCGGAAAAAGCAGGCCAUGGAGCUCGCUAAAAAGAACCAACCGCCUCAGCCGCCUGGCGAGCCGCCCGUCAAGCGCAAAGUCGGUCGACCGAGGAAGCAUCCCCUUCCUGAGGAUGCCCCGGAUAGACCUGAGAAGCGCAAGUAUAAACCGCGCAAGAAGAAUGGGGAAGAGGGCGAUGCCUCUGACGCCGAAAAAACCAUCAAGGAGAAGCGGCGCGAGAAACCCAAGACGCCUCCGCUCGAGCUGCGCAGGGAGGACUAUACCGAGGAACAGCUGCAGAAGCCAAACAAGAACUACGGCGUCCUGAUCGACGAAGUUUUGUCUGCCGCACCGGACGGGCUCACACUCAAGCAAAUCUACAAACGUAUUCAGCUGAAGUACCCUUUCUAUUACUUCAACGUGGAUACCAAGGGUGGGAAAGCAGUGUCCGGCACAAUCUCAUUGGGAACGAUGCGUUCAAGAAGAACGAGGAGACUCACCUUUGGAGCCGCGUCCCCGGAAUUGAUAUUGAUGCUGGAAAGAAGCGCAAGGCACCCUCCCCUGACCACGCCUCCUCAUUGCAUAACUUCGGCCAGCACUACGCACCGCAACCCAUGCCUCCUCAUCCUGGCAUGUACCACGGAGAGCACGGGGUCCAACAAAGCUAUCAUCCAGGUACUGUGGGCCAACGCCAGAGCUAUGUCACUACCGGACAGCCAGGAGCCAGCCAGCAUCCGCCUCAGCAUCUUCAAACUCCCCAGCCCGGCGUUCCGCCUCAGCAGCCUCCCCGGCCAGCCUACCAGGCUGCUGCUCAAACAAGUCCACCAGCACAGGCCCAAGUGUAUGGAAUCACUGGAGUUGGUUGUGCUCCGUGUCUUUGAGGAGCGGAUUCAAGGCACCAGCCACAAGUCGCUUGAUCCAGAUUUGCUGCAGACUCUACUCACCUUCAAGGCCACUAUGGUGAGCACUUUGGAGGCCAAACUGGACUCACAGAAGGCCGAGUGCUUGGUUCUCUCAGCUAUCGAUCAAGUUCUCGGCCUGGCUGACAAGACUAUUACGCGAGGAACGGAGUCUGAGAUGCGGGAGUUCAAUAACGCUGAAAAGGUUUUGAUUCCUGCUAUCAGAAUGAAGGUGGCAGAAUGGCAACGGAAACAGGUAGCCGCAACACCAGCAGCACCAGUUCAUGCGACAGCAACGCCAGGCGCACUACCCGCAAACCAUCAUACAAUGGCCCCUGCGACAGCUCCUAGCGCGGCUCAAAGAAUCGCUACACCGAGCGCGACCCAGCGAGCCAACCCGCCGGGCGGCAAUCCUUCAGCAGUACCCCGAACCAUCACAGCCGCAGCUCCCGCUCCCACUCCGGCCCCAUUGCUUCCUAGGGCUGCACCCAUCUCUGGGCACCCUAUCGCACCCUCAACGGUUAACAACACGAACGCCGCAAUGGGAGCUCGACCUGUGCCCGCCGCUGUCCCGGGACCCCAAAUAGGUGUUCACUCGGGUGCUGCUAUAGGAGUCACUGCCCCUGUUUCUAGAAGCCCGCCCGUCACUCAUGGUGUUGUUACUGCAGCUCCCACUACCACGCCCCGGAGCAAUCUGGCUGCCUCUGUCCCAGCAGGCUCGAUGGCCCAACAAACUCAUUCCGGGGCACCAGCGGGGUCAGGUAAUGCAUCUAUCUCCAGAGCUCCUCCUUCCACUGCGGCUCCGACUGCGCCGACGUCUGUCCCGCCGGUGUCUUCCACCGUUCGUCCAAUGUCCUACGUGCCAACCGGCCCUCCGGGCUUGACAGCGCCUCCCACAGCUUCCUCGGGAGCGAGCGCCGGGUACGCUAGACCUGCCAAUGCUUCCACAAUGCCAGCGCCCACCUCUGGACAGGCGGCGAUGACAUCGGCUGUCCCUCAAAGUGUACCUUCUCCAAGACCUUCGUCUUUGACAACUGGUCAAAUGGGUGUUCCUGCAAUUGCCGCUGCCUCAACCUCAAGGCCUGCAUCUGGGGUCUAUAAUCCUCCAGCAUCAUCACUUGCGCCUUCCACCCAUAAGAUCACCGGUCAGCCAUCAUUCUCUGCACCGGCAUCGGUACCCACACCACCGACAAGUGCAGCCUCUCAAGGAGCUCAGCCACUCUCUCAGCCAGUCGGUCCAGCUCCAGCUAUCUCUAGCUCUAUUGGGGCUACUCCGGCUGCUUCGAUUCCCUCUUCGGCGCCUGCUGCCUUGGCCCCUGUCACUUACCCAGUUCCACAACAAGCUUCUGCUGCUGCUGCUCGGCUUCCUGUCACUCCAGCUCCUGCUGCACAUACGAUUGCUCAGUCGGUUGCUCAGCCGGUCGCCCGGCCGGUUACCCAAUCCCCUGUCCAGUCGGUUGCACAGCAUGUGACUUCUAGUCAGGCUUCCACCACGGCUGCUCAUCCAGUCGCGCAGUCGGUUCCUCGGCCUGUUAAUUCUAAUCCUACUUCAGCUGCUCCGGUGGCGGCUGUCGGUACGGCUCAAGUUGCUUCAGCGCCUACUGUUACACAGCCAGCUCCUCACCGGGCUCUCUCAUCAGUUUCUCAGUCGCUUCCUCAGUCGGUUCCUCACGCAGCUCAACAGGCAGCCCACCAGACUCCCCACUCAGCUUCUCGGCCAGUUCCUCAGUCAGUUCCCCAGUCGGUCCCCCAGGCAACUCCUCAGGCGGUACCCCGGCCGAGCACUUCAGCUCUUACCCCAACUGCCCAACCAGGCCCAGUUUCUCCAGCUGUUUCUGGGUCUGGAGUCCCAGCUCCUUCUGCCGCUCAGUCCGUUGCUCCGGCUCCGGUUAGCUCCACUCCGGUUCCAGCUGCGACCGUAGCUCCGGCUUCCACGGUAGCUGCUGCUCCAACUCCUACUCGCGUUACAGCUGCACCUGCUGCAUUGUCUGCGGCUACGAAUCCCGCUCCUGUUCCCAGUCAACCUCAACACCAAAUAACGGGUCAGGCUCCAGCACAGCAGCAGAGACCACCAGCACAGGCUCAGGCCCCGGCUACACCGACUAUUACCUCUGCGGCACCUCCCCGGCCUCCUACUCUAGCUCCUCCACCUCCUCCACCUCCUCCGCCGCCUACUGAAGAUCCACCUCCACCACCUCCUCCACCUCCGGCGGAAGCGCCUCCCCCGCCGCCACCAACUCCUCUUAUGCCGACUUCGGCAAGUAGCGCUUCUUAG